This is a messenger RNA of Cordyceps fumosorosea ARSEF 2679, 1203 nucleotides long. RefSeq lists its product as hypothetical. The record is from RefSeq and is a predicted model, not a curated record. Lineage: Eukaryota; Fungi; Ascomycota; Sordariomycetes; Hypocreales; Cordycipitaceae. Bases 1 to 1203 code for a protein of 400 amino acids. The transcript is spliced from 2 exons.
AUGGAAUGUGAUGGCUCUGACGACGAGACCACAGCUCUUCUUGCUAUUACUAAAGCUGGACAACGCCGAAUUUCGUUCUGUCAGCUCCUGGCAACUCGUCUCCCUGCCGAAUCGCGUUUUAUCAACCAAACAAACGAUGAAGAUGCAACAAGUAACGCUACGGACGAAAAUGAACGCUUCAGAAGCGCACUUGGGAUAUUUUUCCAUGAAAGCAUACCUGAUUCUAUAUUUGACACCAACGACGGCCUUUUUCAAAGAGGCAAAGAGGCCAUUAUACAACACCUCCAUUCUAUCGAUAUCUUGAGCCCUCCAACGCAAUAUGACACCUGUGACUUGGCAAAUAAGUUACUGGACUAUCAGCACUCACUGGUCUGGCCUAACGAAGGUGACCACGGUCGCAUAUUCACGCGAAACGAUAUCACGUUGGAACCAAACCGAACACAAAUGACUACUAAGGAGGCGGCUGGGAUGUUAAAGAUUCUCGCUACUCGUCAGCCCUCGCAAACAUAUCACCACGCCGCGCAGAAACAGCCUACCCAUGAGUCGGCUCAUACUCAACCCUUUGCUAGCAUCAUGACUCCCCAUCCCGACUCUCUCAUCAAUCGCCCGCCAGAAACUGACGUCUCCACGGAUCCCAACUCUUCCACCAGUCUCAUGACACCAGAUGCUUUCCAGACUGCUUGCCAGGCCGGCAUCUCUAUGGACCCCGGCUGUUACACCGGCUUUACUGGGAUGUCUCCGGAUGCUUAUCAGACUAGCUCUCAGGCUGGUGUCUCUAUGGACCCCAACUGUUACACCGGCUUUACUAGGAUGUCUCCGGCUGCUUAUCAGACUGGCUCUCAGGCUGGUGUCUCUAUGGAUCCUAGCUGUUACACCGGCUUUACUGGGAUGUCUCCGGGUGCUUAUCAGACUGGCUCUCAGGCUGGUGUCUCUAUGGACCCCAGUUGUUACACCGGCUUUACUGGGAUGUCUAACUCUCCCGCCGUUCUCAUGCCACAGGCUGCUUUCCAGGCCGGCGUCUCCAUACACCAUAACACUUCUAUUGGUCUCAUGCCGCAGGAGAUGCACCACUCUAGCGAAGGAUAUGCGAACGACUCAGGCGGCAAUGCAGGAUCUGAACCUCUGCGCAAUCGAUGCCACAUUAAUGAACAUCCACAACAGUUUAUUGGUCAUGUUGUACCACCCGGUGGGGGACACGGCUGA